Messenger RNA from Volvox carteri f. nagariensis, 1362 nucleotides. RefSeq lists its product as uncharacterized. Lineage: Eukaryota; Viridiplantae; Chlorophyta; Chlorophyceae; Chlamydomonadales; Volvocaceae. Gene Ontology annotation, cellular component: membrane. The transcript has 9 exons. Gene Ontology annotation, molecular function: ammonium channel activity. The record is from RefSeq and is a predicted model, not a curated record. Gene Ontology annotation, biological process: ammonium homeostasis; ammonium transmembrane transport. The coding region runs from base 1 to 1362 and encodes 453 amino acids.
AUGGACUUUGUUCCAGAGCAGGAUGCUCCCUACAGUGAUUUGCUAAUCCUCCAUGGGGCAAUCGUCUUCUUCCUUCAGGUCGGCUUCGUAUCCUUGGAGGUCGGUUACGGGCGCUCAAAAAAUGUGAAGAACAUUCUCCUGAAGAACACAGUCAACAUCCUGAUAUGCGCAAUAGUUUGGUGGUCCGUCGGCUAUGCAUUCUCCUUCGGCGGUUCGGCUGGCGGUUUUAUCGGCACUUCGGGGUUCUUCCACGACGGCAGUCUGGGCGCCGUCAAAAUUUGGUUCUACAGCUGGACCUUCUGUCUGGCCACCGUGGCCAUCGUGUCCGGCUGCCUGGCCGAGCGGACCUCUCUGGUGGCGUACCCCGUGCUCACCCUGCUGAUGGCCAGCUGGGUGCACCCGGUGGCGGCGCACUGGACCUGGCAGCGAGGGUCGUGGCUGCUGGGGAUCAGCCAGGAGUGCCGCUUCCUGGACUUUGCAGGGGGAGCGGCCGUGCAUGUGUGCGGUGGACUGAUGGGCCUUGUGGGGGCCACAGUGGUGGGGCCCCGUAUCGGCCGCUUCGAGGACGGUCGGGCCAAGGACAUGCCUGGACACGACGUGUCAUCCGCGGCCAUUGGGACGCUCUUCCUGUGGUUCGGCUGGUUUGGAUUCAACUGCGGUACGACAUAUGUCUACCUGGGCAGUAUGGCCGCCGGCGGCUCUCCUCCCCCCGCCGCCAGCUCCUCCGCCGCCGCUGCCGGCCAGCCAGCCGGCUCUCCCGCGGACCGAGUGGCUCUCAACACGACACUUACCGCCAGCAUCUCCAGUCUGACGGCGCUGCUGUUGAGCAGCAUCCGCUCCGGAACCGUGGAUCUGGUGGUGUGCUGCAAUGCGCUGCUGGCGGGCCUGGUCAUAUCGACGCCGGCCGCCGGGUUCAUUACGUCAUGGGCGGCGGUGGUGUACGGCCUGGCGGCGGCGGGGAUUUACCUGGGGGGCGCACGGCUGCUGAUCCGAAUGCAGGUGGACGACCCCCUGGAGUCCUCCGUGGUGCACUUCGCGUGCGGCAUGGCGGGCACCCUGCUGCUGGGCUUCCUGGCACGACCUCCCUACGUGGCGCAGCUGACCGGGUUCACCUGCGGAGGGCUGGUGUACGGCGGACGGAAGGGAGGGGUAUUGCUGGGGCUGCAGACGCUGGGUGUGGCGGCGGUGGCUGCCUGGACUGGCGCCUUCUCCGUACUGGCCUUUUGGGCCCUACGUCGUACAGGUCGGCUCAGGGUAGAUCAGGUUACGGAGCUGGCGGGUUUGGACAACAUGGAACACGGGGGUCCCGCCUAUCCGGAGUUCAACUUGGUGCCGUACAACAACGGAAGUGCGGAGCGGUGA